Molecule: messenger RNA, 2117 nt
Organism: Trichobilharzia regenti
Lineage: Eukaryota; Metazoa; Platyhelminthes; Trematoda; Strigeidida; Schistosomatidae
Source: the annotation of a GenBank genome assembly
UUUAUGGAGAUGUAGAAACUGUAGUAGCUAAUUUCUCUAUCAUGCUGCGUAAUCAGUUAACUUCAAUGCCGAUAGAUAGUGAUGAUGCAAGGCACAAAAUAAGUUAUCUAACUCAAUUAGAAGUGGAUUAUGAUCCUGGAUGGUUGUGUUUAACAUGUUUCAAAGACUGGCUGAUCGACCAAUUGCGCAAUUAUCAACGCUUAUCAAGCCAAGGCAUAGGUGAUGGAAAUUCAACGAAUAGUGGUUCUCAUCUUAUCGGUAAUCUUUUAUCAAUUGAUAAUCGAUCCUCUGUAAUGAAUCCUGAAUCAUCGAUAUUAUUUGCUGAAGAGUUUUACGGUGUUCCUCGAAUGGUGGGUAUGGUUAAGUCAGUGUGUCGCCUGCUCACUACUCAUGUCACACAGUUUUGGCGUCUGGGUGCUGCGUAUACGUCUGGGCAGUUGAAUUACAGUAAUCAAGCUCCUGGAAACACUAAAGUUUACGAUAAACUCGGUCAAUCGUCCACAAAUGAUCCUAAAGCAGCUUGGAUACAAAUUAACUUGGAGCUGGUUCAUGCUAUUUCCAAUCACAUGCGCGAUAGUGUUCUUGAAGCAUUCAGUAGUACAACAAAUGAAACAGCAUUAACCGAUUACUUAUUAGAAUGUAUACGAGAAUACAGGCAAUGUUGUAGUUCAUUACCAUUGACCGAGAUGCCAUCUGAUAUCAUCGAUAUAUUUGCUAAACUAGCCUAUGAUCUACGCAAACUUGCAGUUCGUGGGAUAUUUCUGCGUGCUCAACUGACCAUUGAAACAUUGCAAAUUAAAGAAAGAUGGGAUGUUGACAUAAGUGAUGCUGAUGGGGGAAUCACAAAGCUUCCCUUGCUGUACGAGGACAUUAUUGCAGACUCAUUGAUACUUUGUGAAGAACAAGUGUUUCCUAAGACAUCAAUGGAGAAACCACUUUUCGAUGCUGGUGAACUUCAAGAACGUUUUCCUGAAUGGUGCGGGAUCGGAAUGCUAAGUUUCAUCUCAGUAUCACAACGUUUAGCUGACCAAGUAGAGCAUACUGUUAAAAGAUCUCGUGAACAGGAUGACUCCUCAGAAUAUCAUCAAAACUGGUUGAAUCCACGUUCACCGAAUUUUCGACAUUCUGGACAAAAUAACAUAAUCUCACAGGCCAGAGGAUUACUGCUUAUAUUAAACAAUAUUGAAUGGGUUGCGUGUCAUGCAAAUUAUCGUCUACUUAAUCUGUACAAGUCAUUGGGUUAUGUUUCAGUUGAUCGAUUGCAAACCACUCUAAAUGAGGCCUGGGAAAAAGGCCGAAAAGAUAUAUCUUCAAGAUAUGUAAAACUUCGAAGUGAAUGGCUGUGUUUACCUCUUGAAUCUUAUUUACUCGAUGACUUACCAUCGCAGAAAAGAAUGGUUACUAAGAUGACCGAGGAUAUAAAUGCAAUAACUGGCCUUCAAAAUUCUUUACAAGAAGUCUUAGCAAAUUUAUCGCAUAUCUAUUCUGAGUUGAUUUUACUCAUGGGACUGAAAUCGAUUAAGUCGUUCCGAAAUAAUUCUUUAUCUGGUAAUAAUGAUAAACCAACUUGUUCAAUUGAUGUUCAGGAAAUUUUACAUCAAAUCAUAUAUUAUCUCAUAAAGAAUUUACACAGUCGUCUAGUUGAAAAAGGUACAACUGAAUUAUCGAAAUUAGCUCAAUUACAAUUAACACUUGAUUUGAAUACAAUGAAAACAAUUAUACCAAAUCAAUUGUUUACAAAGAAAUCAAACGAACUGUUAAAGGAAUUAUGCAGUCGUUUCAAUAUUGAAAUAUCUCCACCGUUGAAUCAUUUAAGCUUUGAAGAAUCAGAACAUUUAUCCAAAUUGCUUGAAAGAGAGAAAAUACGAAUGCGUCUCCUAAUCAGCGGUCUAUCUACGCUUCAGUCACAAGUAGCCUGUCGUUAACGCUUUAUUCGUGUACACGCGCUACACUUCGUGAUUUUAAUUUAUCUCUUCUCAUAUAAUUCCCCCAGAAUUCGCUUACUAUCAGUUCUGUGAUUGUUUCUGUGCAAUUCGGUUGACUUCUUUUUUUUUAAUCAACAUUUUUUAUACGCACUUCUGUUUAAGAUAAAUUAAAUACAACUCAUGAAAGAUAUU